AUGGAUGUUCCUGAACUUGUGCAACCACCUAUUAUUGAAGAAAUAUUUAAGGUCGUUGAUGUUGCCGUCCCCAAGCUGCCCAUCAUGGUUGAUAUUCUGGACAUCACCUAUGUGGACAGCGGCGGACUAUUUCCUGCGACUAAACCAGCCAUGCAUUCACGGUUUGGAGAAGUGAGACUUGAUAGUUUGGAUGAAGCUAUUGUUACACGGACGCCUUCAUGCCUUAUUUGCUUGAAGGACCUUGAUCACCGACAUAUCAUUACGCGACUACCUUGGUCGCAUGUUUAUCAUGCAGAUUGCAUUGUUAGUUGGCUGGAGACUACUCACUUUUGCCCAGUGUGCCAAUAUUCAAUGCCGUUUGUCCGGAGACCAAGGUGCAAGCCCUUCAAUAUCAAUAUCGGAGGGCUCAAGCUUAGGCCAAGGUGUAAACCUUUCAAAAUCCGGCUAGCUCAAGCUCAAGACGACGAUGGACUCCUCCGCUGCUCAUGA
Molecule: messenger RNA, 489 nt
Organism: Fragaria vesca subsp. vesca
Lineage: Eukaryota; Viridiplantae; Streptophyta; Magnoliopsida; Rosales; Rosaceae
Exons: 1
Coding region: 1-489 (162 amino acids)
Biological process (GO): protein ubiquitination
Cellular component (GO): cytoplasm
Molecular function (GO): ubiquitin protein ligase activity
Source: RefSeq, a predicted model, not a curated record